AUGUUUAAAAUUUUACAAUUUACUAGGCACUUUGGAUCCAAAGUUUAUGACCCAAAACAGCUCGAAACUUUUAGGCAGCAACUAUUCCUAGUCAACGAUCAAGAUGAGUUUAUAAAAACCAUUGAUAAGUACACAGCUCACAAUUGGGAAUGAAUUUGUAGCAAUGAUGCCCUUCCACAUCGAGCAUUUUCACUCUUAAUUUUCAACAAAAACUUUGAGCUGCUUCUCCAACAAAGAAGCUCCAUAAAGGUAACUUUCCCUCUCUACUGGAGCAAUUCUUGUUGUAGCCAUCCCAUAGUAGGGAGAUCAAUAUUUGAAAUUUGUGAUGAAGCCACAGAAAGAGCCAAAUUUGAGCUCGGAACUGACCUGUGCCCUCGAUCUCUCAAAUUUUUAUCAAAAGUUCUAUAUAAAUCGCAGUCAGAUCAAAAUUGGGGCGAAUAUGAGAUGGAUUAUGUGUUCUUUGUGAUGACUGAUAAAUAUUCAAAUGAAAAUCGGCCCGUGAUAAAUAGUGAAGAAGUUAAUGAUAUCAUGUGGAUCAAUAGAAGUGGGAUUGAGCAGUUUAUUGAUAGGAAAGAUUUGAAGGUAACUCCUUGGUUUGAUAUUUUUAUUAGGAACACAGAUUUGCUCAAAUGAUGGGAGGCAUUUGAGAAAGGAAAAAUUGAAGACUACGAAAAUUCGGAUGAAAUUUUAUGGUAUAUGAUGUAAAUAAAUAAAAUAAAAAAUAUAUUAUUUGAAAGCUAAAAAUCCUAGUUUAGAUCAGAAAAGGCUUGCACACUUUGUAUAAUUAUUUUAUUUAUAUAGGCAUAAUUAAAAGAAAAAGCAUAGACUUAAGCCAAAUACAAGUUAAUCAUAGAUUAUAA
Messenger RNA from Blepharisma stoltei, 860 nucleotides. The record is from the annotation of a GenBank genome assembly. Lineage: Eukaryota; Ciliophora; Heterotrichea; Heterotrichida; Blepharismidae.